This is a messenger RNA of Arachis duranensis, 930 nucleotides long. Its product is annotated as aspartic proteinase nepenthesin-2-like. Gene Ontology annotation, cellular component: extracellular region. The transcript has a single exon. Bases 1 to 930 code for a protein of 309 amino acids. The record is from RefSeq and is a predicted model, not a curated record. Lineage: Eukaryota; Viridiplantae; Streptophyta; Magnoliopsida; Fabales; Fabaceae.
AUGUCGCUUACAAAUCUUAUCUACACUGGAUCCGACUUAAUAUGGAUUCAGUGUGAGGAAUGCAAGAUUCAAGAUGAAAACCAUAGGUGCUAUCCUCAGAAAGAAGAAUCGUUUCCGGAUAGCAAGUCAAGAACCUACCAACCUCUGCCUUCAAGUUACCCCCUCUGCAAAUACAGUCGCUCCGACGAAAAAGGCCACUGCAUAUACACGGUGAAGUACAAAACUGGAUCCAUCAACAGCACAAGCGUGCUUUCCAGUGAGACCUUCAGAUUCCUCUCUACUUCGUCUACAAGUGGUACGGAGGCGGUGAGAGGGAUUGUCUUCGGGUGCGGUUAUAAGAACUAUGACGAUGACGGUAAUGCUGGUGAUGCUUAUCAGAUAGCAGGAAUUUUUGGCAUGAGCCCUGGUCCCCUUUCUUUUCUAAGCCAAUAUAAAGGAAAGAAAUUUUCAUACUGCAUGGUUCCGCGCCAUGUGAAAAACCCUCCUCCAACCUACCUGAGGUUUGCCUCAGAAGUGAAGCCGUUAACAAGGUUCCAGACGGUGGAUCUUCUUAUGACUAAAGCAACUAAAAAUUACUUUGUUCUGCAGCUGGAAGACCUUGGAGUAAACGGCGAGAGGCUUCGGAUUGAUCGGAGGAGGCUUGAAAAUCAGCAGUUAGUUGUUGACUUUGGCUCCACUGAUUCACUUAUGCUGAACGGUGCCCAUGAAAAACUUGUGAGUAAAUUAGAUUGCAUUCUAAUUACCGCAACUGAGGACUCUAAAAAGGAUGUCGUAACCUUUAAAGACCAAAUUUGUUAUAAGAGGAUGAGGAAGCCACAAGGAUUUACUGCCAACAUACCAAGUGUCAAUUACUACUUCAAAGGAGGUGUUCAUCUCGAUUUACCUCCUCAAAAUGUUUUUGAACAGAAACUAAAACGGGACACAGAAUGA